AUGCGUGACACACCCCUUUUCCUGGGAUGGCAUGACUCGGACCUUGUGGCAGACGAUGAGGUGGUGCUCCAGAGUGUGGCCGCCAUCGAGAAGGAGCACCGCAAGUUCUGCCUGGCCGCGGAGGGCCUGGGCAACCGGCUCUGCUACCUCGAGUCCACCUCUGAGGCCAAGUAUGUUCCUCCAGACUUGUGCAUCUGUAACUUCGUGCUGGAGCAGUCUCUGUCGGUGCGAGCUCUGCAGGAGAUGCUGGCGAACACCGGGCAGAGCAGCGAAGGGAGUGCUGACCAUGAAAAAUGGAGGUUGAUUAAAAGGGCGGGACAAGGAGGGGGUCACCGGACCCUCCUUUAUGGUCAUGCCAUCCUCCUACGACACUCCUUUAGUGGAAUGUAUCUGACCUGUUUGAAGACAUCACGGUCUUUGACAGACAAGUUGUCCUUCGAUGUGGGACUACAAGAAGACUCAAUAGGUGAGGCUUGCUGGUGGACCAUUCAUCCUGCCUCUAAGCAGAGGUCAGAGGGAGAGAAGGUCCGAAUUGGAGACGAUCUGAUCCUUGUGAGCGUCUCCACAGAGAGAUAUCUGCACCUCUCCGCCUCCAAUGGGAACUUCCAGGUGGACGCUUCUUUCAUGCAGACUCUGUGGAACGUCCAGCCCACCUGCUCCUCGGCCAACAUGGCUGUAGGUUAUUUGAUUGGUGGCCAUGUUAUGCGACUUUGUCAUGGACACGAUGAGAGUUUAACCAUCCCAGGAGCAGACAAGAGUGAAGAGGAGCAAAGGAUAGUGAACUAUGAGGCAGGGAAAGGAGCAUCCAGGGCCCGAUCGCUGUGGAGACUGGAGCCGUUGAGGAUCAGCUGGAGUGGUAGUCACAUCCGAUGGGGACAGCCUUUCCGACUACGCCACCUCUCCACGGGCUAUUACCUGGGACUGACUGAAGACAAGGGCCUGGUUCUUCAGGACAGGGAGAAGUCGGAUACCACUGCCACGGCUUUCUGCUUCAGGCCCUCCAAAGAAAAGGGUGACAUGGGCCCAAAGCGAGACAUCGACGGCAUGGGUGUACCUGAGAUUAAGUACGGAGACACCAUGUGCUUUGUUAUGCACGUGGCUACAGGACUGUGGCUGUCCUACCAGGCUCCUGACGCCAAAGCCUCCCGCCUCGGCCCGCUCAAAAGAAGGGCCUGCUUACACUCUGAGGGUCACAUGGACGAUGGGCUGAUCCUCCAGCGCUGUCAGCACGAGGAGUCUCGAGCUGCACGAAUCAUCCGUAACACCACCUUCCUCUUCAGCAACUUCAUCAAAGCCUUAGACAGCACAACGGAGGGUGACUCCCAGGUGGCAGGGUACAUAGAAGAGGUGCUUCAGACACUCAAUGACUUGAUUGAGUAUUUCAAGCAGCCAGACUCUGAGCUGGAGCACGAAGAGAAACAAACCCUCCUACGGUCACUCAUUAAACGCCAAGACCUCUUCAAAGAGGAGGGUAUGCUUGCUCUCUUGGUCAAAUGCAUUGACCGAAUGAAUGUGUACAACAAUGCUGCACAUUUUGGAGAAGUAGCUGGAGAGGAAGCUGGUGCAGCAUGGAAGGAGAUUUGCAACCUUCUUUAUGAACUUUUGGCUGCCUUGAUCCGUGGCAACAGGACCAACUGCGCCCAGUUUUCCAAGAACCUCGACUGGUUAAUCAGUAAACUGGAGAGGCUGGAGUCUUCAUCAGGAAUCCUGGAAGUCCUCCACUGUAUCUUGGUGUUAAGUCCCGAGGCUCUGAACAUCAUCCAAAAAAGUCACAUCAAGUCUAUUAUUUCUCUGCUCUACAAAAAUGGACGGAACCAUAAGAUUCUGGACGUCCUGUGCUCUCUGUGUGUCUGUAAUGGAGUUGCAGUCAGAGCCAAUCAGAACUUGAUCUCUGACCACCUGCUUCCUAAGAGGGACCUGUUGCUUCAGACCAAACUUGUCAAUGAUGUUCAGAGCAUAAGACCCAACAUUUUCCUUGGUGUGGCUGAGGGUUCGGCGCAGUACAAAAAGUGGUAUUUUGAGCUGGUGAUCGACCAGGUGGACCACUUUGUUACUGGAGAGCCCACUCAUCUGAGGGUGGGCUGGGCCAACACUAAAGGCUAUGCUCCGUACCCCGGUGGAGGAGAGGGAUGGGGAGGCAAUGGUGUUGGGGACGACUUGUACUCCUACAGCUUUGAUGGGCUUCAUCUGUGGUCAGGCCGAAUCCCCCGAGCCGUGGCCUCCAUUAACCAGCACCUGCUGAACUCGGACGAUGUGGUGAGCUGCUGUCUGGACCUGGGUGCUCCGUCCAUGUCCUUCAGGAUCAACGGGCAGCCGGUGCAGGGCAUGUUCGAGGACUUCAACACCGACGGCUUCUUCUUCCCUGUUGUCAGUUUCUCUGCAGGGGUCAAGGUCCGUUUCCUGUUAGGUGGCCGUCAUGGAGAUUUUAAGUUUCUGCCCCCUGCUGGUUACUCUCCUUGUUACGAAGCACUGCUGCCCAAAGAGAAGAUGCAUGUGGAGCCCGUGAAGGAGUACAAGAGGGACCAUGAAGGUGUCCGAGAUCUGCUGGGAACCACAAAGUUUCUGUCUCAAGCCUCAUUCAUCCCCACACCUGUUGACACCACACAGGUCGUUCUCCCCCCUCUGCUGGACAAUGUCAGAGAUAAACUGGCAGAGAACAUCCAUGAACUGUGGGCAAUGAACAAGAUUGAGCUUGGCUGGACCUAUGGCAAGGUUCGGGAUGACAACAAGAGGCAGCAUCCUUGCCUUGUGGACUUUUCAAAGCUGCCAGAAACUGAAAGAAACUACAACUUGCAGAUGUCCAGUGAGACAUUAAAAACCCUAUUGGCACUGGGGUGUCAUGUUGCUCAGGUGAAUGUUCACGCUGAGGACGAUCUGAAGAAAAUCAAGCUUCCCAAAGACUAUAUGAUGUCUAAUGGAUAUAAGCCUGCGCCACUAGAACUUUCUGACUUAAAGCUGAAUGCAGGUCAAGAGUUUCUAGUUGAUAAACUGGCCGAGAAUGCACACAAUGUGUGGGCCAAAGACAGAAUUAAACAAGGUUGGACCUAUGGUAUCCAGCAGGAUUUGAAGAGUAGACGCAAUCCCCGUCUGGUGCCAUAUGCUUUAUUGGACGAGCGCACUAAGAAGUCAAACCGUGACAGUCUACGAGAGGCCAUCAGGACUCUCGUGGGAUAUGGUUAUGACAUUGACCCUCCGGAUCAAGAGACUGUUCAUGUAAAUGAUGAUCAGAGUAUUGAGACUAUCCGCUUCUUCCGAGUGGAACAAACGUAUGCGGUCAAAACAGGGAAGUGGUACUUUGAGUUUGAGGCCAUCACUGGAGGCGACAUGAGAGUGGGCUGGGCCAGACCAGGCUGCAGACCUGAUGUUGAGCUCGGCAUAGACGACCAGGCAUUUGUCUUUGAUGGAUACAAGGGCCGACGUAUGCACGCAGGCAGCCGUUACUUUGGCCAGCCAUGGAAGAAGGGCGAUGUUGUUGGUUGUAUGAUCAACAUGGAGGACAAAUCCAUGAUUUUCACUUUGAAUGGAGAGCUUUUAAUCACCAGCAAAGGCUCUGAGCUUUGCUUUGCUGAUUUUGAGACUGGCGAUGGUUUUAUCCCUGUGUGCAGUAUGGGCCAGUCUCAGAUUGGCCGUAUGAACCUGGGUAAAGACGCCAGCACACUCAAGUUUUACACCAUGUAUGGGCUUCAGGAGGGCUUUGAACCAUUUGCUGUCAACAUGAAUCGAGAGAUCACCAUGUGGUUCAGCAAACGCCUGCCCACAUUUGUCAACGUGCCUCCGGACCACAUGCAUGUCGAGGUAACAAGGAUUGACGGCACAGUGGACAGUCCGCCCUGCCUCAAAGUCACCCACAAGACUUUUGGCACACAGAACAGUAACAGUGAGAUGGUGUACUGCAGGCUGAGCAUGCCUGUGGAGUUCUACUCUGCAGACAUGAUACUGGAUGAGUCGCACAAACUCAGCCAGCCUCCUAAAGAAGACGGGACAGUUGACUAUGGAAGCAUCACAAUGUAUUACCACUCUGUGAGAGUGUUUGCAGGACAGGACCCUGCCUCCGUUUGGGUGGGCUGGGUCUCUCCAGAUUAUCAUUACUACAGCAAGAACUUUGGACUCAGCAAAACACGCACUGUCACUGUGACUCUGGGAGACGAGCGUGGACGUGUCCAUGAAAGUGUCCAGAGGAGUAACUGUUACAUGGUGUGUGGAUCGGAUGCAGUUGGGCAGUCCUCUAACUCAGACCUGGAGAUUGGCUGCUUCAUUGAUCUGGCUUCUGGCCUGGUCACCUUCACUGCCAAUGGCAAGGAGCUGCCCACGACAUAUCAGGUUGAACCAAAUACUAAGCUGUUUCCUGCUGUGUUUGUGCGGCCCACAAGCCCCAACCUCUUCCAGUUUGAAUUUGUCAAGAACAAGGAUGCCAUGCCCCUCUCGUCAGCCAUGUUCAAGAGUGAGCGCAGGAACCCCGUGCCACAGUGCCCUCCUCGGCUCGAUGUGCAGACCAUUGUGUCGGUGCUGUGGAGCCGGAUGCCAAACACAUUCCUGAAUGUGGAGACGGCUCGUGUCAGUGAGAGGCACGGUUGGGUCGUCCAGUGUCUGGAGCCUUUGCAGAUGAUGGCCGUGCAUAUCCCAGAGGAGAACAGGUGUUUGGACAUCCUGGAACUGUCUGAGCUUGAGGACUUGAGGAAGUUUCACUAUCACACGUUGAAGCUGUACUGUGCCCUGUGUGCCCUGGGUAAUACUCGUGUGGCUCAUGCCCUCUGCAGCCAUUUGGACCAGUCCCAACUGCUCUACACUAUCGACAACCAGUACCUCUCUGGCAUGCUCCGAGAAGGCUUCUACAGUGUCCUCAUGAGUAUCCAUCUUGAAACGGCAAAAGAGGCUCGCCUAAUGAUGAACAAUGAGUUCAUUAUCCCAGUCACAGAUGAAACACGUUCCAUCCGGCUGUUCCCAGAUGAGUCUAAGAAGCACUCUCUUCCCGGGGUGGGCCUGAGCACCUCCCUCAAACCUCGUGUCAACUUCUCCCCUGUGGGAAUCCUGGGCACGAAGCGGCAGCAGUACCUCCACAGCCCACAGAUUCCCCUGGGCAUCCUGAAAGAGAAGGCCAUCAGCAUGCUCACUGAAGCCGUGCAGGGAGGGGGCACCCAUAUCCGAGACCCUGUAGGAGGAAGUGUGGAGUACCAGUUUGUUCCUAUACUAAAACUCAUCGGGACACUGCUGAUAAUGGGCGUGUUAACCAGCGAGGAGGUUCGACUCAUCCUGCUUCUGAUCGAUCCCAAUGUGUUCGGGGAGAGCAAAGAGGAGGAGGCCAAGGGAGAGGAGGUGGCCGUGGUGGCGGAGAAGGAGGAGACGAAUAAAAAUGAGGAGAAGGCUGUGGAGGCAGGAGAGGAGGAGAAAGAGGCUAAAGCACCUGUCAAGGGUCUGCUGGAAAAGUCUCUGCCCGAGUCCGUCAAACGCCAGAUGUGUGAGCUGCUGCAUUACUUCUGCGACUGUGAACUCAAACACCGCAUUGAGGCCAUCGUGUCCUUCUCAGAUCGUUUUGUUUCUAAGCUGCAGUUUAACCAGAAGUUCCGCUACAAUGAGCUAAUGCAAGCAUUCAACAUGUCUGCCGCCGUCACAGCCAAAAAGACCAAAGAGUUUCGUUCGCCUCCACAUGAGCAGAUCAACAUCCUGUUGAACUUCAGUGCAGGGGAUGACUGCCCCUGUCCCGAGGAGAUCCAGGAGGAACUUAACAGCUUUCAUGAAGAGCUACGAUUGCACUGUGGAAUUCCUGUGGAGGAGGAAGAAGAGGAGCCAGACACGUCGAUAAAGGGCCGUCUUCUUGCAUUGUUGUACAAGAUCAAGGGCCCACCUCAGAAACCAGAGGAAGAUCCUUCUGAAAAAGAACAGGCUGCUCCCACCAACCUGAAAGAACUGAUCUCCCAAACCAUCACCAGCUGGGCUCAGGAGAGUCACAUCCAGGAUCCAGAGCUGGUCAGGGUGAUGUUCAGCCUCCUCAGAAGACAGUAUGAUGGUAUCGGAGAGCUGCUGCGUGCCAUGAAGAAGUCCUACACCAUCAGUGCUGCCUCUGUGCAAGAUGCUAUCAACCUGUUGGCGUCUCUGGGUCAGAUCAGGUCCCUGCUGUCUGUGCGCAUGGGCACUGAAGAGGAGAAACUCAUGAUUGAUGGGCUUGGAGACAUUAUGAACAACAAAGUUUUCUAUCAACAUCCAAACCUGAUGAGAGUGCUUGGCAUGCAUGAGACUGUCAUGGAGGUCAUGGUCAAUGUGCUGGGAGGAGACAAGUCCCAGGAAAUUGCCUUCCCCAAAAUGGUGGCCAGCUGUUGUCGCUUCUUGUGCUACUUCUGUCGCAUCAGUCGUCAGAAUCAGAAAGCUAUGUUUGACCAUCUGAGCUACUUGUUGGAGAACAGCAGUGUUGGCCUGGCUUCUGAAGCAAUGCGAGGGUCCACCCCACUGGAUGUUGCAGCAUCAUCAGUGAUGGACAAUAAUGGGCUGGCUUUGGCAUUAGAGGAGCCUGACCUGGAGAAGGUGGUGACAUAUCUGGCAGGCUGUGGUCUUCAGAGCUGUGCCAUUUUGGUUGCCAAGGGUUACCCAGACCUCGGCUGGAACCCCAUUGAGGGAGAGCGCUACUUGUCUUUCCUGAGGUUUGCUGUCUUCUGUAAUGGUGAGAGCGUGGAGGAAAACGCUAACGUGGUGGUGAAGCUGCUGAUCAGGCGUCCGGAGUGUUUUGGCCCUGCACUGAGGGGGGAGGGAGGCCAAGGGCUGCUGGCUGCAAUGAAAGAAGCCAUCAAGAUCUCUGAGGAUCCAGCCCUGGAUCUCCCCCCGGCUGCAGCCACUGCAGGGUCUGGUGAAGAGGAGGAAGAAGUGAUUCACAUGGGCAACGCCAUUAUGUCCUUCUACUCUGCUCUCAUUGACCUGCUGGGCCGCUGCGCUCCUGAGAUGCAUUUAAUCAAUGCAGGCAAAGGAGAGGCUCUGCGAAUCCGAGCAAUCCUGCGCUCACUGGUCCCCACCUCAGACCUGGUUGGAGUCAUUAGCAUUCCUCUUAACAUGCCGGUGAUCAACAAAGAUGGUUCAGUGACUGAGCCUGAUAUGUCGGCCUGUUUCUGCCCGGACCAUAAGGCUCCCAUGGUGCUCUUCCUCGACAGAGUGUAUGGCAUUGAGGACCAGGCCUUUUUGCUCCAGAUGUUGGAGGUCGGCUUUUUGCCUGACCUUAGAGCCUCAGCUUCUCUGGAUACUGAGGCGUUGAGCACCACAGAGACAGCCCUGGCCAUGAACCGGUACAUUGGUUCUGCUCUGCUGCCCCUGCUGACCCGCUGUGCUCAUCUGUUUGCCAGCACCGAGCACUACGCUCAGCUCGUGGACUCCACACUCCAGACCAUCUACCGCCUGUCUAAAGGCCGCUCGCUCACCAAAGCCCAGAGGGACGCUAUUGAAGAGUGUCUGCUGGCUAUCUGCAAACAUCUCCGUCCAUCUAUGAUGCAGCAGCUUUUAAGACGACUUGUAUUUGAUGUUCCCAUGCUCUCGGAUUACUGCAAGAUGCCUCUUAAAUUGUUAACCAACCACUAUGAACAGAACUGGAAAUACUACUGUCUGCCCUCUGGGAUGGGAAGCUUAGGUUUAGCCUCUGAAGAGGAAUUACUUCUGACAAAGAAGCUAUUCUGGGGGAUUUUAGAAUCUCUCUCUCAGAAGAAGUAUGAUGCUGAGCUUUUCAAAAUGGCCAAGUCGUGUCUGUGUGCCAUUGCUGGAGCAUUGCCUCCUGACUUUGUGGAUACCACCCUUGGGGCUACAUUGGAAAAGCAGGCUUCAGUGGAUGCACACGGAAACUUUGACCCUAAACCAAUCGUCACUGCCAACAUCUCCCUUCCUGAAAAACUUGAGUACAUUGCCAACAAAUAUGCAGAGCAUUCCCAUGAUAAAUGGUCCUCAGAGAAGGUGUCAGCAGGCUGGAUACUUGGGGACAGUAUUGAUGAUCAGGCCAAAACACAUCCUCUGCUGAAGCCUUAUAAAUCUCUGAAUGAGAAGGAGAGGGAAACCUAUCGCUGGCCAGUGAAGGAGUCACUGAAGAGCAUGCUGACGAUGGGCUGGAAUAUUGAACGGACCAAGGAAGGAGAAGCCAUGUUCCAACAACGAGAAAGUGACAAGCAGAAGAAAACAGAAUCUGAGGUUAAUGAAUUCAGUCCUGCUCCAGUGGACCUGCACAAUGUCACUUUGUCAAGGGAGCUACAGGGCAUGGUUGAAGUAGUUGCAGAAAACUACCACAACAUUUGGGCUAAGAAGAAGAAGAUGGAGUUGAUGAGCAAAGGAGGAGGGAGCCACCCAUUGCUGGUUCCCUAUGACACCCUGACUGCCAAAGAGAAGCACAGAGACAGAGAGAAAGCCCAAGAGCUCUUUAAGUUCCUGCAGAUCAGCGGAUACGCUGUCACAAGGGGUAUGAAAGAUAUGGAGCAGGACUCGUCGUCUAUGGAGAAGCGCCAUGCCUACAAGUUUGUUAAGACACUGCUUAAAUAUGUGGAUUCUGCCCAAGAAUUCAUUGCUCAUCUUGAGGCUAUGGCGACUAGCGGGAAGACCGACAAAUCUCCACAUGACCAGGAAAUCAAGUUCUUUGCGAAGGUGUUGCUUCCACUCAUAGAUCAAGCUUUUAAGAACCACUUUCUUUAUUUCCUGUCUACACCCAAUGUGACCCUGAGCAGCUGUGGGUGUGCCUCUAAUAAGGAAAAGGAGAUGGUCACCAGCCUUUUCUGUAAGUUGGCAGCUCUUGUCAGACACAGGAUUUCUCUCUUUGGAAGUGAUUCUGCAAUCAUGGUGAGCUGUCUGGACAUCCUUGCGCGUUCACUCGACACAAGAACGGUGAUGAAGUCUGGUUCAGAACUGGUCAAGGCUGGAUUUCGGGCUUUCUUUGAGAAUGCAGCGGAAGAUCUGGAAAAGCUGCUGGAGAUGUUGAAACUGGGAAAGUUCCUCCAAUCACGUGCUCAAAUGAAGAGCGUCAGUCAGAGCAUCAACUAUGUGACUGUGGCCUUACUACCAGUUCUGGUGUCCAUCUUUGAGCACAUCACUACUUACGGGUUUGCGGCGGAUCUCCUGUUGGAUGAUCUACAGUUGUCCUGUUACCGAAUCCUCACAUGCCUGUACUCUCUCGGUACAGGAAAGAACAUCUUUAUGGAGAGACAUCUGCCUGCACUGGGAGAAAGCCUCGCCACCCUAGUAGGAGCUAUGCCUGUAGCGUUUUUAGAGCCGCCGCUGAAUGCUUACAACCCACUGUCAGUGUUCAACACCAAGACGCCCAGAGAGAGGGCCAUUCUGAGUAUGCCUGAUACGGUGGAGGAAAUGUGCCCAGAAAUGCCUUGCCUUGACAAACUGCUCAAGGAUGUGAACGACAUCUCUGAAACUGGAGCACGCUACAGCGACAUGCCACAGGUCAUUGAGGUGAUCCUCCCCAUGCUGUGCAACUACCUGUCUUAUUGGUGGGAGAAAGGUCCAGAGAACUCUCCUCCGGACACUGACUGCUGCACCAUGGUUACCUCUGAACACCUCAGCAUCAUCCUGGGAAACAUCCUCCGGAUACUCAAUAACAACUUAGGCACUGAAGACGCUCCGUGGAUGAAAAGAAUUGCAGUUUACUCGCAACCAAUUAUCUGCAAAGCUGGCGCUGACCUUCUUCGAAGUCAUUUCCUACCGACCAUGGACAAAUUGAGGAAGAAGACAGUGAAGGUUGCUUCUGAAGAGGAGCUGUUAAAGGCUGAUGGCAAAGGAGAUAACCAGGAGGCAGAGCUGCUUAUUCUGGACGAGUUUGCCGUCCUCUGCAGGGACCUCUAUGCCUUCUACCCCAUGCUCAUACGUUAUGUAGAUAAUAACAGGUCUCGAUGGCUGAAGGAACCCGAUGAGCACUCCACAGAGCUUUUCCGAAUGGUUGCAGAGAUCUUCAUUCUGUGGUGCAAGUCAAAUAACUUCAAGCGGGAAGAACAAAACUUUGUGGUGCAGAAUGAGAUUAAUAACUUGGGCUUCCUCACUGGAGAAGGCAAGGCAAAGAUGUCAAAGUCAGGUGGGGACCAGGAGAGAAAACACAAACGUCGUCGUGGUGAAUAUUACUCCAUCCAGACAUCACUCAUCGUAGCUGCUCUGAAGAAGAUGCUGCCUGUGGGCUUAAACAUGUGCACUCCUGGAGACCAGGAGCUCAUCUCGCUGGCCAAAAUACGCUACAGUCUGAAAGAUACUGACGAUGAGGUGAAAGACCAUUUACGCCAGAAUCUUCAUCUCCAAGAUAAGUCGGAUGACCCAGCGGUCCAGUGGCAGCUGAACUUGUAUAAAGAUGUGGUUGUAAAGAGUGAAGAAUCAGCCAACCCAGAGCACACAGUGGAUCGUGUGCAAAGCAUCUCUGCUGCUGUUUUUCACCUGGAGCAGGUGGAGCAGCCUUUGAGGAAUAAGAAGUGCGUGUGGCACAAGUUGCUGUCCAAACAGCGCAAACGUGCUGUAGUGGCCUGUUUCCGCAUGGCCCCUCUGUACAAUCUGCCUAGGCAUCGUGCUAUCAACUUCUUCAUCCCAGCCUAUCAGAGACUAUGGAUAGAGACAGAGGAGUACUCCUUUGAGGAAAAACUAGUGCAGGAUCUGGCAGUAAGUACUGGGCUUGUCUUGCCCUCGUCCUGUGUGCCCUGCAUUGGCACCCCUCUGCCAGUCCUGUCUGCUGAAUGCUUCUUAAGGCCUGUGCCCGUUGAGCCGUGGGAGCGUGUUCGUGUGGGAGGCUGGGCCAAAGCACCCCGGGGCGCCCCAUGUAGGCGGGCCAGACCCUUCACACACAGGUCCGUCAAGGGCCAGAGACUGCAUGACCAACUCAGGAGACACAGGGCCCGCUCCAGCGCUCUCAGAUGUAGGAAAGCAGGCUAUGCCUUUGUGACAGUGAAAACCCCAGUCAAGAUGGGGGAAGAGGAGGAAGAGGAGGUGGCUGAAGUUCAGCCGGAUCCUCUUCAGCAACUCAUCCUCCAUUUCAGCCACAACGCCCUGACAGAGAGAAGUCACUUGGAAGAAGACCCUUUGUAUAUUGCAUACGCAGACAUGAUGGCAAAGAGCUGUGCAGAAGAUGAAGAAGAAGAAGAGGAAGAAGGCAAAGAAAAGACAUUUGAGGAAAAAGAGAUGGAAAAGCAGAAGAUCCUGUAUCAGCAGGCAAGGUUGCAUGCCCGUGGGGCUGCAGAGAUGGUGCUACAGAUGAUCAGUGCCAGUAAAGGUCGAUUGGGCCCUAUGGUAACCUGCACCCUCAAACUGGGCAUUGCCAUUUUAAAUGGAGGCAAUGUGCAUGUCCAACAGAAAAUGCUUGAUUAUUUGAAAGAAAAGAGAGAUGCUGGCUUUUUCAAGAGUCUAUCAGGACUUAUGCAGUCAUGCAGUGUCCUGGACUUGAACGCCUUUGAGAGACAGAAUAAAGCAGAAGGACUUGGGAUGGUGACAGAGGAAGGUUCAAUCCACACUCAGCGGGGUUCCAAAGUACUACAAAAUGAUGACUUUACCAAAGACUUAUUCCGAUUUUUGCAACUUCUGUGUGAGGGGCACAAUGGAGAUUUCCAGAACUUCCUGAGAACACAAACUGGAAACACCACCACAGUGAACAUAAUCAUCAGCACAGUGGACUACCUGCUGCGUCUGCAGGAAUCUAUCAGUGACUUUUACUGGUACUAUUCUGGUAAAGACGUGAUAGACGACAUCGGAAAGCUCAACUUCUCCAAAGCUCUGGAUGUGGCCAAACAGAUCUUCAACUCCCUCACAGAAUAUAUUCAGGGUCCAUGUAUUGGAAAUCAGCAGAGUCUGGCGCACAGCAGGCUCUGGGAUGCUGUCGUGGGCUUCUUACAUGUAUUUGCUAACUUGCAAAUGAAGCUGUCACAGGAUUCCAGUCAAAUUGAGCUGCUGAAGGAGCUGAUGGAUUUACAAAAAGACAUGGUGGUGAUGUUACUGUCUCUACUUGAGGGCAAUGUGGUUAAUGGAACAAUUGGAAAGCAGAUGGUGGACACCUUGGUGGAGUCUUCAAGCAAUGUGGAGAUGAUCCUGAAGUUCUUUGACAUGUUCCUGAAGCUGAAGGACUUGACUACGUCUGACAACUUUAAAGAGUACGACCCAGAGUGCAAGGGCCUCAUUUCAAAGAAGGAGUUUCAGAAGUCUAUGGAGAGCCAGAAGCAGUACACUCAGUCUGAGAUUGAGUUCCUGCUCUCCUGUGCGGAGGCCGAUGAGAACGAUAUGUUCAACUACAAAGAGUUUGUGGAGCGCUUCCAUGAACCAGCCAAAGAAAUCGGCUUUAACGUGGCCGUGCUGCUGACGAAUCUGUCGGAGCACAUGCCUCACGACUCUCGCCUGGGCAGCUUCCUGGACGUGGCUGAGAGUUUGCUGGGGUACUUUGAGCCGUAUCUGGGCCGCAUCGAGAUCAUGGGCAGUGCCAAGCGCAUCGAGAGGGUUUACUUUGAGAUCAGCGAGUCGAGUCGAGAACAGUGGGAGAAGCCACAGGUCAAAGAGUCCAAGCGACAAUUCAUCUUUGACGUGGUGAACGAGGGCGGGGAGAGCGAGAAGAUGGAGAUGUUUGUCAACUUCUGUGAGGACACUAUAUUUGAGAUGCAGCUGGCGUCUCAGAUAUCAGAGCCCGACGAGGUGGAGCAGGUUGAAGAGGAGGAAGAGGAGGAGGGACACAGCUUCCUGGAGGAUGAAGAGGAGGCAGAGUCUGUGUCAGCUUUUACUAGCGCCUGCCGCUCCGUCAAGAACAAGAUCUCCAGUGUGCAGCAGAUUUUCUCACUGAAAAACUUGCGCAAACAGUUCAAAAAAGUACGAAAGCUGAGCAUUAAAGAGGUGAUCACCGGCUUCUUCUCCUUUUUCUGGAUGCUCUUCAUUGGCUUCUUUAAGGGCAUCUUUGGCCUCAUCUUCGGAUUCUUCCACCUCAUCUGGUCCUCUAUGUUUGGAGGCGGCCUGGUGGAGGGAGCCAAAAACAUCAAGGUGACAGACAUUCUCGGUAACAUGCCCGACCCAACCCAGUUCGGAAUCCAUGGAGACGUGACAGAGGGGGAGAAAGUGGAGGCGCUGGAGUCAUCGGGCAGUUUGGACGCCUCUUUGACACCCACCGGAGACGUUCCAGAGGCCGAGCUGAUGAUGGAGCUACUGGGAGCGCCUAAAAAAGAAGGAGGGAAACACGUGGAGCCCGGCCUGGGAGAUGUGUCCGAGCAGAGCGAGGGAUCAGCGGCCAGCAAGAGGAAAAGUGUAUCCAAACCCGUCGAGAAAACAGAGAGUGAGCCAGAGAAAGCUGACACCGAGAACCAAGAGAAAGAGGACAAACCAAAGGAGGAGGAGGCCCAGGAGCCAGCAGCAGAGGAGAAACCUAAAGCUAAAUCCGCCGCCCCCAAAGAAGCAUCUCCUGCCUUCAUGUCCAGUGUGUUCGCUGUUCUGGACAUCUAUCUGACCAAAUCUCUGAAUUACCUUGCUCGAAACUUCUACAACCUCCGUUUCCUGGCCUUGUUUGUGUGCUUUGCCAUCAACUUCAUUCUGCUCUUCUACAAGGUGACGGGAGAGGCUGAUGAGGACGACUCGGACGAGGGCAGCUGGGGAGGUGAUGAAGAGGAUGAGGAUGAUGAGAAUACACUGUUCGACAUGGAUGAGUUUGUACUUCAGGAGAGCACUGGAUACAUGUUACCUACUCUGCGCUUCUUGGCCGUCUUCCACACUGUCAUAUCACUGCUGUGUCUGUUUGGAUACUACUGCCUCAAGGUGCCUUUGGUGGUGUUUAAAAGAGAGAAGGAGAUUGCCCGUAAACUUGAGUUUGACGGUUUGUACAUCACAGAGCAGCCCUCGGAUGACGACAUCAAGGGCCAAUGGGAUCGUCUGGUCAUCAACACUCCGUCUUUCCCUAAUAACUACUGGGACAAGUUUGUCAAAAGAAAGGUGAUUAACAAGUACGAAGACCUGUACGGGGCUGAACGCAUCGCUGAGCUGCUGGGCCUGGACAAGAGCGCUCUGGACUUUGACCCGACUGUGGAGACGGUGGAGAGAGAAGCCUCCCUCAUGUCCUGGCUGAGCUCCAUUGACACCAAGUACCACAUCUGGAAAAUGGGUGUAGUUCUGACAGACAAUUCCUUCCUGUAUCUCAUCUGGUACACCACCAUGUCAAUCUUUGGACACUUCAACAACUUCUUCUUCGCUGCUCACCUGCUCGACAUCGCUAUGGGCUUCAAGACCCUGCGCACCAUCCUGUCCUCUGUCACGCACAACGGCAAACAGCUGGUGCUGACGGUGGGGCUGCUGGCCGUGGUGGUCUAUCUCUACACUGUGGUGGCCUUCAACUUCUUCAGGAAGUUCUACAACAAAAGUGACGAGGACGAGCCCGACAUGAAGUGCGACGACAUGAUGACGUGUUACCUGUUCCACAUGUACGUGGGCGUGAGAGCCGGAGGGGGUAUUGGAGACGAGCUGGAGGAUCCCGCAGGAGACCCCUAUGAACUGUACCGCAUCCUCUUCGACAUCACCUUCUUCUUCUUCGUCAUCGUCAUCCUGCUCGCCAUCAUUCAGGGUUUGAUCAUUGACGCCUUUGGUGAGCUGAGAGACCAGCAGGAGCAGGUGAAGGAGGACAUGGAGACCAAAUGCUUCAUCUGUGGCAUUGGAAACGACUACUUUGAUCGAACGCCUCACGGUUUUGAAACUCACACUUUACAAGAGCACAACCUCGCCAACUACCUGUUCUUCCUGAUGUACCUGAUCAACAAAGACGAGACUGAGCACACGGGACAGGAGUCCUACGUGUGGAAGAUGUACCAGGAGAGGUGCUGGGACUUCUUCCCGGCCGGAGACUGCUUCAGGAAACAAUACGAGGACCAGCUGGGCUAAAGCGGACUCCAAACCCUUUGGACCAGAGACGACGUCGCAGCGUUUACGAACCCGAUGAACUCCAAAAAAAACAAAAAAACAACCCGGACU
Messenger RNA from Boleophthalmus pectinirostris (great blue-spotted mudskipper), 14913 nucleotides. It is a transcript of the gene ryr3, whose product is annotated as ryanodine receptor 3. The coding region runs from base 1 to 14823 and encodes 4940 amino acids. Lineage: Eukaryota; Metazoa; Chordata; Actinopteri; Gobiiformes; Gobiidae. The transcript is spliced from 107 exons. The record is from RefSeq and is a predicted model, not a curated record. Gene Ontology annotation, molecular function: ryanodine-sensitive calcium-release channel activity; calcium ion binding; protein binding. Gene Ontology annotation, biological process: calcium ion transmembrane transport; intracellular calcium ion homeostasis. Gene Ontology annotation, cellular component: sarcoplasmic reticulum membrane; smooth endoplasmic reticulum; Z disc.